Messenger RNA from Bipolaris zeicola 26-R-13, 1314 nucleotides. RefSeq lists its product as uncharacterized. Gene Ontology annotation, molecular function: monooxygenase activity; heme binding; oxidoreductase activity, acting on paired donors, with incorporation or reduction of molecular oxygen. The transcript is spliced from 8 exons. The record is from RefSeq and is a predicted model, not a curated record. The annotation marks the transcript as partial. NCBI's taxonomy places the organism in Eukaryota, Fungi, Ascomycota, Dothideomycetes, Pleosporales, Pleosporaceae.
CCAAAUACAUUCUAUACCCUACCGACAGAGCCAAUCAACAAUGUCAUCGUUCCGAUCAAAUAUGUUCCUGAGAUCAAAUCUGUUCCAGAAACUCAACUAUCGUUCAUUCAACAUAACUAUUUUCGAUUUAUUGGAAAACAUACAACAAUCAUUACUCAACGCGACCACCAACUCAUUGAGAAAGGCAUCAAGAUUGAUUUGACCCGGUUUCUUGGUCAUACAAUGUUUGUUAUGCAAGACGAAGCUAGUUGGGUAUUCUACUCGCCGUUGCCAAAUGACAUGUUUCUAAACAGGUGUGCAGACUGGACGCCAAUUCACUUAUAUGCAAAUGCAUUGCGGAUAAUUUCCUUUGUAUCAGGACGUGUAUUCAUUGGCCUACCAAUGAGUAGAGAUGAGCGAUGGCUUAAAUCUACGAUAGAGUUUACUGUUGAUACUUUCCUGGGAGGCAAGAAGUUGUCCGAAUAUCCCCGGGUUUUCUGGCCAAUCCUGGAAUACGUCCUGCCAGAGCUUCGCAGAGUUCGGUGGCAUUAUAAGAACGUCAAGAACUUACUGCAGCCUCUGCUUGAGGCGCGCCUACAGGACAUGGAAGACCCAGACUUCAAGCGUCCAAAAGAUAUGCUCCAAUGGGGUAUUGACAACUCCAACGGCAACGAGAGAAAUAUCUGGUGGCAGACUAUGUUUCACUUGAAGAUCUCAGUUGCAGCAAUCCAUAGCACUGGAAUUAGUCUUUACCAUAUAUUGUUCGACAUAGCCGCACUACCGGAUACGCAUGAGAUUCUACGGCAAGAAAUUGCCGAUGUCGAAGCGAAAUACGGUUGUCCUCUCCCUAAAGUAGGGCUCACAAAACUUCACAAACUUGAUAGCCUUAUGAAGGAAUCGCAGCGUAUGAAUCAGUUGAACAUACUGACAAUGACGCGUAAGGUCAUGAAGGAUAUGAAAUUUUCUGACGGGACGACAAUUCCUAAGGGUAUGUUCAUCGGUGUAGCUUCUGGAGCAGUGAAUAGGGACGCGGAAAUAUUCGAUAAUCCCAACGAGUUUGAUCCUUGGAGAUUCUACAAAUUAAGACAAAUACCUGGGAUGGAAAACCAGCAUCAGUUUGUAUCCACAGGGGACAUGAACUAUAACUGGGGCCAUGGAACCCAUGCAUGUCCAGGGCGCUUUUUCGGUAGUAAUGAGAUCAAGAUCAUCGUUGUUGAGUUUCUCAAGAAUUUUGAGCUAAAACUGCUCGCUGGGGCGAAAAGGCCUGAGAAUAAUUACUGGGGAAUGGAAGUUCGUCCCGAUUUUGGAGCGCAAAUGCUAAUUAGAAGAAGAUAG